AUAACACAUCAAGUUCCUUAGUCUAUUGGGAAACUUUGAUUUUGAUUUUGAUUUUGAAAGCAAAAUUGAUCAAUAUCCCAAAAUCACAAUUGACAUUGUUGAUCAAGAUUGAUCUUAUUACAUCCCUCUCUUGCACCAUCAAGUCUUUAAGAAUCAUUCUCCUUUGUGGAUCUACUAUGAAUGAGAAUGGUAAUGCUAAUGAACCCAACAAGAAGUGGAAAUUUCCUUUCUUAGUUUUCUUCAAUGAUGCAAGACUUAUUUUCAAGUUGGAUGCACUUUCAAAGGAGAUAUUAGGGAUUGCAAUACCCUCUGCAUUAGCUGUUGCUGCUGAUCCUAUUGCUUCUCUUAUUGACACUGCAUUCAUAGGCCAUUUGGGUCCCGUGGAACUUGCUGCUGCUGGAGUUUCCAUUGCUUUGUUCAACCAAGCUUCAAAGAUCACCAUAUUUCCUCUUGUUAGUAUUACAACUUCCUUUGUAGCUGAGGAAGAUACUAUCAAAAGGAUGAAUAUCAAAGCAGCUGAAAAUGAUAAGAGUAAAUUAACUGAAGUAACACCUGAGAGUGAUGUGGUUCAAGACAUAGAGAAAGGGACACCCAAAGAGAGUAAUAAGGCUCAAAAAGAAUCUGUGGUAGGACACAAUGAAACAAAUGGUACACUUGGGAACAAUGAUAAGACUAAUGGAGUUGCAGUGAUGAAUAAUGAACAAGAACCCCAUUUACUAUCCUCAGAUUCUAGGAGCAGUAAGAUUAAGGAGAUAGUUGUGAAGAAGAAGAAGAGACACAUUGCUUCUGCAUCAACAGCACUACUCUUUGGCUCAAUUCUUGGUCUCCUACAAGCUUCAGUCCUUAUAUUUGGAGCUAAACCUCUAUUAUAUGUGAUGGGUGUAAAACAUGGCUCUCCAAUGCUAAAACCAGCAGUGAAGUAUUUGACAUAUAGAUCAUUUGGUGCUCCUGCGGUUCUUCUCUCAUUGGCAAUGCAAGGAAUAUUUCGAGGAUUUAAGGACACAACAACUCCUUUAUAUGUCAUUGUUGCGGGAUAUUCAUUGAAUGUGUUAUUGGAGCCAUUACUUAUUUUUAAAUUGAAAAUGGGCAUAAAAGGAGCAGCAAUUGCACAUGUUAUCUCUCAGUACAUGAUGGCAUUUACCCUCUUCUUCAUAUUAAUGAAAAAAGUGUAUCUCCUACCUCCAAGAAUAAAGGAUCUUCAGAUUUUCAGGUUUCUUAGAAAUGGAGGUCUGUUGAUGACAAAGGUAAUAGCAGUAACAUUCUGUGUGACUUUAGCAGCAAGUUUGGCUGCAAGGUUAGGUUCAAUUCCCAUGGCUGCCUUUCAACCUUGCCUACAAGUUUGGUUAGCAUCCUCCCUUUUUGCUGAUGGUUUGGCUAUAGCUGUACAGGCAAUCCUAGCUGGUUCUUUCGCGGAGAAAGACUGUAACAAGACAACAGCAGCUGCGACGAGGACUCUACAAUUCGGUUUUAUUUUAGGGGCGGGACUCUCUCUUAUUGUUGGAUUUGGUUUAUACUUUGGAGCCGGAAUCUUUUCCAAAAACCUUCAAGUUAUACACUUUAUCCGAAUAGGUGCCCCGAUUGUAGCUGCUACUCAACCAAUCAAUACAUUAGCCUUUGUCUUUGAUGGUGUAAACUAUGGAGCUUCUGAUUUUGCAUAUGCUUCAUAUUCCUUGGUUACAGUGUCAUUGGUAAGUGUUGGUGUAGAAUUUCUUCUUUACAGGAGCAACCAAUUCAUUGGGAUAUGGAUUGCACUAUCCAUCUAUAUGACUCUUCGCAUGUUGGCCGGUGUAUGGAGGAUGGGAACAGGUACAGGACCUUGGAGCUAUCUCAGAGGAUAAUUGCACUAAUAUAUCUUACAUUACCCUACCUUAAGGGAAAUUUUACUGUGCAUUGAGCAGUAAAUAUACCUUAUAUAAACACCCCUUACAUAUUUAGGAUCCAUAUAGAUUUUGUUUACAUUAUGAAUGUGACAAUCUAAGAAAGUAGAUUUGGGGGUGUAGGUUGUAUUUUGCUUAUGUCUUUAUCCUGAUGUAAUUGGACCAAAGUAUUUCUACUACUACCUUUUUAUAUAUUCUGAUUUUUCUUUGAUGCCUAAAAGAACUAGUCUACUUUU
Molecule: messenger RNA, 2113 nt
Organism: Medicago truncatula (barrel medic)
Lineage: Eukaryota; Viridiplantae; Streptophyta; Magnoliopsida; Fabales; Fabaceae
Product: protein DETOXIFICATION 43
Exons: 12
Coding region: 177-1838 (553 amino acids)
Biological process (GO): transmembrane transport
Cellular component (GO): membrane
Molecular function (GO): antiporter activity; citrate transmembrane transporter activity; xenobiotic transmembrane transporter activity
Source: RefSeq, a predicted model, not a curated record